AUGCAACAGCUUACCGACGAUCAGCUGAAGCAAGGCGAUCCAAAUCCCAACCUGGAGUACACUGCAGUUGGCAGGCCUCAAAUUUCCAUCAUGACCAUAAGCGGGAACGAUGUUGGCUUCUCGACUGUGAUCAAUAAUUGUGUGAUCCAACUAUUGUCAGUAGUCGAUUGCGACACUACGCUCGCCAACGUCGCUAGUCAGAUUGACAGCCAGGGCUUCCAGAACUCGCUCAUCGACACUUUCACACAUGUCCUCGCAGCUGGACGGCAAGCCGAGGGAGCUACUCCACCAGAGUCUUUUCAGGUAUACGUUGCGGGAUACGUUCAAUUCUGGAAUGACGAUGACCCAGGCUGCAAUGAUGUUUCUUACAACUUCUGGGGGUUUUCAACACCGAAGUUGACGACUGAUGUGCGCCAUCGCAUGAAUGUUCUUGUGGAUCGACUCAACGCAAAGAUAAAAUCGGUCGCAAGGCAGAUGUCUGGCCUGGGCGUGAUAUACGUGGAUGGCUUCCAAUCAUCAUACGAUACCCAUCGCUUCUGUGAGCCAGCGCCGCGAAAUUAUCUUUCAAAGCCUGUCGGGAAGGACACUUGGUUUUGGCACCACCUGUCUGAUGACUUAGAGACAGGAGGUGAAGGUCCCGACACUCCAUCGACUGUCGAGGAAUCAAAUGGCCUCCGAGAGCUGCUGCUGGAUUACCUCAUGCCUGACAAGAGCCAGCAAGCCCUUAUGACCGCUUCCAACCCGCCGUCCGCUAUCAACGCAGAGGCAUUCGGCAACGAGGAAGCAUUUUAUGCCGCCAUUGAUAAAGCAACUGGCGACAAUGCGACCGCGAAGGCGUGGCUCAGCGAGAAUUUCCGGCGAAUGUUCCAUCCCAAGGGAUCUGCCUAUGCACCUUACGCCACUUCAUUCAUGGAUGUAAUCAAGGCGAACCGUGAUCUCGCGGGGUCAUCAUUGACAACACCGGCAGGCCCUCCAGCGCCAUCCCCAUCACCGUACGCUGGCGGUGUCUGCAGUUUCCACAUGGCCGAGAAUGAGGCCCCUUGCGUCUCGCAGUCCGAAGAUUUCUCCGCCUCCAUCUUGCUCAAGGACAACUCGGAAGCUGAGAUAGGCAACACGAAGGGCUUUGCAAGCAUCGAUGCCAACAACCCGCUGUAUCUAGAUAGCAAGCUUCUCGAACCCCUGGCCGUCACAGGAGAGCACCAAGGCGACUAUGUACAGUUCACUUAUGGACGUAUCUCUUGGACCAACAAGACUCCCAUGAUGAACGGUACUGUCACGGUAGCACACUGCAAUAAUGGUGGUUGGGAUCCCAGGGAAGGACCAUCUUGCGGCCGGAUCUCGCAAAAGGCGCAGAGGAACAUGGAUUGCUUUUUUCAAUGCUGA
Molecule: messenger RNA, 1383 nt
Organism: Zasmidium cellare ATCC 36951
Lineage: Eukaryota; Fungi; Ascomycota; Dothideomycetes; Mycosphaerellales; Mycosphaerellaceae
Exons: 2
Coding region: 1-1383 (460 amino acids)
Biological process (GO): triglyceride catabolic process
Molecular function (GO): triacylglycerol lipase activity
Source: RefSeq, a predicted model, not a curated record